AUGCGGUUGAUUGAUGUUUAUCUUCCUUACUUGUUCUUCAAUUGCAUAGUGUUUGUUUUUGCACACAUAUUUGAUGAUAUGAAUACAAAAAAAUUGAUAUUAGCUGCAAAACAGGGAGGUGUUGAAAUGAAUAUGUUUUACUUUGAUCCUAAGAUUAUUGAUUGGGAUGAUCACUUCAUGAAUAUCCAUUUUCCUGGUAUCUUCAAGUAUGCAUUCAAGUGA
Molecule: messenger RNA, 222 nt
Organism: Lathyrus sativus (Indian pea)
Lineage: Eukaryota; Viridiplantae; Streptophyta; Magnoliopsida; Fabales; Fabaceae
Source: the annotation of a GenBank genome assembly